Molecule: messenger RNA, 272 nt
Organism: Racocetra fulgida
Lineage: Eukaryota; Fungi; Glomeromycota; Glomeromycetes; Diversisporales; Gigasporaceae
Source: the annotation of a GenBank genome assembly
AUGUUGAAGAAUCUGAUGCAAGCGAAAUAGAUUCAGCAGAAGAAGAUCCUGAAGUGGCAAAAUUAGAAACCAACUUAAAUAAGAAACUUUCUGAUCUAAGAGGAGAGAUUAACGCUGUCAUGCAGGGUCGAAUCCAAAAUCAAGUUAAUACAUUGUUAAUAGAAAUAGAGCAGAAGAAAGCUUUGUAUGCAGAGGCAGCACAGAGAGUAACAGAUAUUAAAGAAAAGAUGGAAUCAAAAGUUGAAGCUUUACUUGCAAAUGCAGAUAAUAUA